Molecule: messenger RNA, 2832 nt
Organism: Lachnellula hyalina
Lineage: Eukaryota; Fungi; Ascomycota; Leotiomycetes; Helotiales; Lachnaceae
Gene: ANKRD44
Product: Serine/threonine-protein phosphatase regulatory ankyrin repeat subunit B
Exons: 6
Coding region: 1-2832 (943 amino acids)
Molecular function (GO): protein binding
Source: RefSeq, a predicted model, not a curated record
AUGGCAUUGAAAGAGAAAGGAGAUCGAGAUUGUUAUUACCUGGUCGCCGAGAUUCUUUUGGAAGCUGGAGUUCAAGGAGAGUCCAUCAAUGUCGCAUUACUUGCAUCUGUUAGGGAAGGUGACGUGAAUUUGAAAUUGUCCCAGCUCCUGUACAACAAUGGUGCGUCGGCUGAAUGGAAUGGAGGAGAAGCGGUCUAUAUCGCUUGUCAGAAUCCUGGUUGCACGGAGACUUUGAGUCUUCUAUUGCAGAAGCAGGUCUCCGAAAACGUUCUCAGGGAUGCGUACGUUAUUGUUGCCGGGCUUCCCAAUCAGCAACGAUACCCGGUAAUCGACCGACUCUUGACAGCUGGAAAAGCGAUUGAUAGACAUGUCAUCAACAGCCUCAUCCAUGCUGUCCAACAAACUCCACCAGACCGUCGACUCGUCAAGUUGCUAUUAUCUUACAAUUCGUAUGAUGAAGGCCAAUCGAUAAUCUAUGCCGCCCAGUCUCAGGAUGUUGAGACACUGGAACUUCUUGUAGAAAGUCCCAAAGCAGCACCAUUCAUUUCUACAGCAUUCAACGACACAAUGAAUAAUGACAUGCAAUGGCAAUCUAUGAAAGGCAUUGGAAUCAUGAGACUCAUGUUGGAAAAGGGUGCUUCAGGAGAUCCUCUAGCAGAGGCUCUUUGCAAGGCUGCCGGAAGAGCAUGCAUUGAUAAUCAGGUACUUGUGACAGAAUUCCUCCCUGUUCUCCUCCAAUUUGGAGCCGACGUCAACUACCAACAGGGGCGUAUCUUGCAAUGGGCAACGAAACAAUUUAAUCUAGAUCUGACGAAGAAGCUCUUGCCUCACUCUUCAGCUCAUAGCAAGGCGAUGGCGAUUCCCUACCUAUUUUCGGCUGGUACCGACCCCACAGAGGUACUCAAAAGCAUCCAGGCAUUCAUGGACUCUAUGCAGGACGGCGACGAACAUGUGUAUAAUACGUUCGAACAUCCAACUCCGGAUCUUGCGCACGUUUUGUUCCUAGCUCUAGAAAGGUUUGCGAGGAAGCCGCAAAUAUUUAGUGCUCUUCUCGAAAUGGGCUAUAAUCCAAAUCAAUCGAAGAUGCGGGAACUAGAUCCCGCUAUAGGUAUGGAAGAAGAUCCAAUUCUUUGCUGGGCACUUGCGCAAGGCGACAAUAAAAUUUCGAGUAUCAGUAUUGAAAACCUGAUUAACCAAGGAGCGAAUGUGAAUUUCCAUUCAAAGUCCGGAUUCACGCCCCUUAUACUGGCCAUUCAAGGCCAACGACCAGAUAUUGUUUGCAAGCUCAUCAUAAAAGGCGCAAACGUCAAAACUCCCAACAUCGACGGCGUUUCACCUCUUGCAAUGGCUAGCAGUUCAGGAAACCAAAAGAUCAUGGAAUACCUACUUCGAGCAAACGCCGAACAAAACGAUGGUAGUCUCCACGAUGCAGCUCGUGAGCUACGCUGUCACUCGAUACGCCUCCUCAUCGACUACGGACAUCAGCCCGAUUAUCCUAGCGAGCGUCACGAUGGACGGAGCGCUUUGGCAGAACUCUGUUACAAGGCUGUCGACUACAGUCCGAAAUCUGCCGCUUUGGAAGAGGCUGUCACAUGUCUCAUAGGUCGAGGCGCCGAUAUUUGGCUCAAGUGCGUAUCACAAGAUCGAUGCGCCAAGACGAUGCUCCAUUAUGCUAUGGACUCCUCGAAUCCGAUGCCUAUUCUGACCAUUUUGCUGAAGCUUAUGUGGACCAAAGUCAACCAUGAUAGCUUUCUUUAUUUGGAUGGCAAAUUUACUUAUUCGCUAACCAAGUACGUUGAGAAGGAUGUUUUCAAAGGGCCACCAGGACAAAAGGAAGAGAUUCUCAAGCUCCUACGCAAUAAGAGAAUUAUUGAUAGGUUCUGGGGUAAUGAUAUCGAGGUAGAUCAACCCGAAGACUACUGCGGGGCUCCUGCCUACGUUGAAGAAGAAGUCGUCCGCCAAAAGCUCCGCCGAAAGCGUCUCGCCGAGAGUAAGCAAGAUACCAUCGCUGCUCUUGAUCUUAAACGAAUGGUUAUCCAGGAAGAAUUUAAAAUCAUGGACCUCCAGACAGCAGCUGAGAUCCGCUGGGCCAACGAAAAAGGCCAAGCAGAACAAAUCCGCAUGCAAGAGCGGGCUGCCAUGCAACUCCAACUGGGAAUGCAGUCUGCAAGCGAGCAUGACCGUGUAACUUCUUUCAGACAAAUUGCCGAACGCGAUCAUAUGAAGCAGAUCGGUGACGUUCAAGUUGCUACAUGCAGGAACAUGAACGCAGUUCUUUCUGAACAGCUGCAGAUGAAGCAUACAUUAGAGCUUGAGUUUACCGGCGCCAAUAUGGCCAAGGAAAACGAGGCCACGGCAGCGCGUCUUGCAAUCGAGAAUAGUGCGCAUCUAGAGGAUGACAUGAUUUCUGCCCGACUAUACGAGCGCGAGAAGGAGAUGCGUGGUCUACGACUCCAUGAAGACCAAGCGCGGAAUCAGAUGGAGAUUGAGUUCAUGGCGCAGCAGUUCGGGACGGAGAAACGAGGGUGUGAGAGCCCGACUCGUCAUCGAGAAUGGAUCGAGGAAGACGAAGAGAGUAGAUGGAGCGCUGAUUUCAAGAAUAUUGAGUUGGUGGAUAAGAUGCAGAGUGAGAGUGGCACUGGCACUAGCACUGGCAUUGAUCCGGCUCUGACUCCGUUGAAUAUGGUGGGUCGUAUGAUCGAGGAAAAUACGGGUAGUAAUUUUGGACGAGUCUAUCAGCCUUCGGCGCGGAUGCAGCGCACUUCAUCACGCAUGACGAGUGUUUCGGAUAUCAGCAGUAUCGAUCAGCAUAAUGCCAAUUUAUACCCUUGA